GUCAGCUAUGCGCGGUACCAUGCCUCAUUUAACCUUCUGGCACAGUGAUUUCAAGAGUCAAAAUAUGAGAGGUUAUGAAGGAUUUAAAGUUUUACCUUCAUGGAUGUAUCCUGAGUCCAUUCUACCACCUUCAAUAAUAUCACUCAUAAGCUCAUCAACAUCAGACGGAGAAUUGGAGUUCUUGAGGAAACGACAAGUAGCUUGGGAAGAAUCCUUUCGGGACCUCUAUAACAUGUUUCGAAAGAACAUUUGUGGCCUUUUUUAUGUUUGUACUGCCCGGUUUGUGGUGAUGUUCACUGGUGGCGAUGGCUCUGGGGAAUCUAAAUGUUCAUGCAAUGCUUAUAUCUCUCAGUCAAC
This is a messenger RNA of Cajanus cajan (pigeon pea), 357 nucleotides long. The record is from RefSeq and is a predicted model, not a curated record. NCBI's taxonomy places the organism in Eukaryota, Viridiplantae, Streptophyta, Magnoliopsida, Fabales, Fabaceae.